This is a messenger RNA of Rotaria sp. Silwood2, 798 nucleotides long. The record is from the annotation of a GenBank genome assembly. NCBI's taxonomy places the organism in Eukaryota, Metazoa, Rotifera, Eurotatoria, Philodinida, Philodinidae.
AUGACAGUGUUUGCACCGCUGAUGGCCGAUACAUUUCAUCUGUAUAUACGUGGCACUCGGCUCGAUUGGGGAAUUGAUGUUAUGAAAUUUCAUCAAUAUAGAAAACCUUAUUAUCAAAGUCAUAGUGAAGCACAACGUCUAAAUGGUCAUGCAAUGAUAACAAUUGAUACAAAUCAGCAAGAUGAUGAAGAAUUUGAAGGUUUCAGUUUGUUAAUUACAGGUCAAGCAUUAACAUUUGCAUUAAGUGAAAAAUUUAAAAUGAAAUUUCUUGAAAUCGGUACAAUGUAUAAAGCUGCUGUGUGUUGUCGUGCAACACCAUUAUUAUUACUUGUUCAUGGUCGUUGGUCAUAUUUACGGAUUUCAAAAUUUUUACGUUAUUUUUUUUAUAAAAAUAUUGCAUUUACAUUGUGCCAUUUUUGGCUUGGAUUUUUUUCGGGGUUUUCACCACAAACAUUAUAUGAUCCAUUCUUCAUAGCAACAUACAAUGUUUUUUUCACAUCAUUGCCAGUUCUAGUAUUAGGUGUUUUUGAUCAAGAUAUUAGUGCUGAUCAUUCAUUAAGUAAAUCUCAUUUAUAUACACCUGACCAAAAUGAUGAAUUUUUUAAUAAAAAAGUCUUUGCUGAAAAUGUUAUACAUGGUAUAUUAACAUCAUGUAUCAUAUUUUUUGUACCGUAUUUAUCUAUAUCGAAUGCUACACGGUCAGAUGGAAUGACACUAGCUGAUUUACAAUCAUUUGAUUUUACAGUUGCAAAAAUAAUGGUUAUUAUUGUUAAUUUAGAAAAUGCACUUAAAAUAUGA